AUGAAUUAAUAAUCGUUGUUAGUGGAGAAGAAUCUAAUCUAUCGUUUGUUUGAAAAGGACAACAUUAUAGGCAAGGGCAAGGAUUUGAUUCACGGAAUAAGUUCAAGCAUUUACAAAUUGAAAAAAAAUAAUCAUGUAACUUCAGAUUUUAAUGGAGAAUGGGGAUGGCAUGCUCUUCAAAUAUAUGAAAACCUCAAUCUGGAGGUGUUUGAGACCAAAGUAAUUCAAUUAUAGAAAGCGAUGACAACUCAUUUGAAUCCAUAUUCAACAAGAAUAAUUUUAAUUGGAAAAGAACAAGUGCAUUAAUAGUAAUUUAAUUUGCAUGUUGUAUAUGAAUUUGGAUCAGUUAAUGAUGACUUCAAAAGCAUGAGGGAUUAGAAAGAAGGUCUGGAUGACGAGGAAGCAACAAAUUUCUUGAGUUUCUUGUGUCAUAAUUAUAUGUUGGGUUCUCAAUUUACAAAUGAAUUUUUAGAUAUUAGUCCUCAAAACAUAUUCUUUACCGACUAAUCCUACAUUGUAUCUAAUUUUGGAAUAACCUAUGCUGGAACCAAAUUUCAUAGAUCCUAUUUACCCAUCACAGAUCCCAUUUUAAAGGAGAAAAAGCCUUCUAAAAUUAAUAUUUUGUAUUCAUAUGCCUUUAGAGCAGGAUUGCUUGUUUUGACUCAAAUGACAUAAAUAGAUCCUAAGGAUUUAUUUUUUGAAGAUGGCUAAUUUAAAGAACAACUUUUAGAUAAUAUUUUAUACCUAAUCUAAGAUGGAGAUGAGAAGGAAAAAAGAAAGGAUAAGAAGUUCAUCACCCAAAUUCCUUAGUUCUUCGAUACUCUAACUCAUUCAAGAGAGCAGGAUUAUAAUGAAUAAAAGGCUAAAAAUCAAGGAAAGCAAUUUAAGUAUGUCAAAUCCUAAAGGUUUCUACAACACAAAUAUCGUAAAGAGUUCUUGGACAUUCUUAAGAAAUUGCUUAACGUGAAUAAUAUCUAAAGUCGAUCAAUUUUCUAACUUUUGAUUGCUCAACCAGAAAAUAUACUCUAAGUGCAAGCCCCUUAUGAUGAAAGAUCGGAGGACAAAUACAAUUACUCGAAUGGGACAAUUGAGAAUAACAAAUUGAAUGGAUGUGGAAUCAUAUCAAUAGAUAAAGGAGAUGAGAAGGGCAAAUAGAAAAAUGUUGAACUCAUCCAAAUGUGCGGAAGGUUUGAGAAUGGAGAGGUUAGUGAUGCUUUUAAUAUCAUCACCAUUCAUAACAUCAAAUAUGAAUGCAAAAUGUUCCAUUUGCAAUGUGACUUAGAGUUUAGGUAUGUCUAUAAUGAACUGUUGUAUUUGAAUGAGGAGAUUGUAUCUCCCAUAAAUCCGAUAGGAAAACUCAAGAAGGAAACCAUAUACUACUUCAAGGGUUAGAUUGAAGAAGGGCAAUUUAAAUAAGGAAUCUCAUAUCAAUUGGACAAUACGAUAUUUGAGGGAGAGUUUAAGAACAAUCAACCGUAUGAAGGGACUUUGACUUAUCCCAACUAGGAGGUCUUUGAAGGGACUAUGGACGGUUUCAAUAAAAAAAAAGGUAGAUUAGUUGUAAAGGGAAGAACAUAUGAUGGCCAAUUUAUGAAUGAUUAAUUUUUCAAAGGACAUAUAGAAUACGAAGAUGGGGGAGUAUUUUAUGGUAAUUUUAAAAAUGGAUAAAAAGUCAAGGCCGGAGUUUAUCAAUAUCCGAACUCGUAAAUUUAAUAUUAAGGUUUAUAUGCUGACGAUCUCAGACAUGGCAAAGGGUAAUUCAUUGACAGAUCAAAGGAAAAUUGUGUUCAAGAGGUUGUUUACAAUUAUGGAUUGUGCGAAACUAAACUCAUUGAGCAUUUUGAAAAAGCCUUGAAAGAAAUUUAAGAAAAAUAGAAACAACAAAAGAGUCUCAAAAAACAAGGUUAACAAGAAGAAGAUAAUGAUGAAGAAAUAGAAGAAGAUAUCGAAGAGAAUCCAGGCGAUGACAAUGAAGACGGAGAUGAAGGCUGA
Molecule: messenger RNA, 1992 nt
Organism: Paramecium tetraurelia
Lineage: Eukaryota; Ciliophora; Oligohymenophorea; Peniculida; Parameciidae
Exons: 2
Source: RefSeq, a predicted model, not a curated record